UGGAUGGCUGUUAUUAUUUUUUUUGUGGAAAUAAUUGUUCAUAUCCAAGCUGGCCAAUGUGGAAACCAAAUCGGGUCAAAGUUCUGGGAGGUCAUUUCCGACGAACAUGGCAUCCAACCUGAUGGAACGUACAAGGGGGAAUCUGAUUUACAACUUGAAAGGAUUAAUGUUUACUACAACGAGGCUCACGGCAAAUACGUCCCAAGAGCUAUUCUCGUCGAUCUGGAGCCUGGAACAAUGGAUUCAAUCAAGGCCGGCCCUGACGGUCAACUUUUCCGUCCUGACAAUUUUGUUUUUGGUCAGAGUGGUGCUGGCAAUAAUUGGGCGAAAGGGCAUUAUACUGAGGGUGCUGAAUUGGUCGAUAAUGUUUUGGAUGUUGUCAGAAAGGAGGCAGAAGGAUGUGAUUGUUUACAAGGAUUUCAGUUAACUCAUUCGCUUGGAGGAGGAACUGGUUCUGGAAUGGGGACUUUGUUAAUUUCAAAAAUAAGAGAAGAAUAUCCUGAUCGUAUUAUGUCGUCUUUUUCUGUUGUUCCUUCGCCGAAGGUCUCUGACACCGUUGUCGAACCUUACAAUGCUACUCUUUCUGUUCACCAGCUUGUUGAAAACACUGAUGAAACUUAUUGUAUAGACAACGAAGCUUUGUAUGACAUUUGCUUCCGUACUCUUAAAUUGACAAAUCCUACUUAUAGUGAUUUGAAUCAUUUAGUUUCUAUGACCAUGUCUGGUGUCACCACUUGUCUACGUUUCCCAGGCCAAUUAAACGCCGAUCUUCGAAAAUUAGCUGUCAACAUGGUUCCAUUUCCACGUCUCCACUUUUUUAUGCCUGGAUUUGCGCCUCUCUCGGCCAAAGGUUCUGCUGCUUACCACGCUCAAAAUGUUUCCGAAUUGACAAAACAAAUGUUUGAUGCCAAAAAUAUGAUGGCUGCUUGUGAUCCUCGCCAUGGACGCUAUCUGACCGUUGCAGCAAUAUUCCGUGGCCGCAUGUCGAUGCGUGAGGUUGACGAUCAAAUGAUGUCAGUUCAAAGCAAAAAUUCUUCAUAUUUUGUUGAGUGGAUACCAAAUAAUGUCAAAACAGCGGUUUGUGAUAUUCCUCCUCGUGGUCUUAAAAUGUCUGCUACUUUUAUUGGAAACUCUACUGCAAUUCAGGAAUUGUUUAAACGAGUUUCUGAGCAAUUUACAGCAAUGUUCCGUCGCAAGGCAUUUUUGCAUUGGUAUACUGGUGAGGGAAUGGAUGAAAUGGAGUUUACUGAAGCUGAAUCUAAUAUGAACGAUUUGGUGUCAGAGUAUCAACAAUACCAAGAUGCGACAGCUGAUGAUGAAGUUGAAUAUGAUGCUGAAAUAACUGAACCGUUGGUAAAUGAGCAAUAA
Molecule: messenger RNA, 1368 nt
Organism: Meloidogyne enterolobii
Lineage: Eukaryota; Metazoa; Nematoda; Chromadorea; Rhabditida; Meloidogynidae
Source: the annotation of a GenBank genome assembly